Molecule: messenger RNA, 1934 nt
Organism: Contarinia nasturtii (swede midge)
Lineage: Eukaryota; Metazoa; Arthropoda; Insecta; Diptera; Cecidomyiidae
Gene: prt
Product: synaptic vesicular amine transporter
Exons: 11
Coding region: 115-1659 (514 amino acids)
Biological process (GO): transmembrane transport; aminergic neurotransmitter loading into synaptic vesicle
Cellular component (GO): terminal bouton; synaptic vesicle membrane
Molecular function (GO): serotonin:sodium:chloride symporter activity
Source: RefSeq, a predicted model, not a curated record
UGUGAAAUUCCAUUCUUCGUGAACUAACACGAUUUUUCUACAAACAAAUAUUUCAAAAACGAUUGUCGUUGUUGCCUUUUUUGUAAUUAUUACAUAGUGAAAUCAACCUCGAAAAUGGAUGCAAUUAAGGAUAUGAUUGCAUUGAUAUUUUCUUCGCACGGUGAAUGUGGGCGAAAAUUUCUUACAUUUGUCGUUUAUAUGACAACAUUGCUCGACAAUGUUCUAUUAACGGUUAUCGUGCCCAUCCUACCGGAUUACCUAUCCCAAAUCGACCGUGAAUCAAUUGAAAUUCUGAAAUACAAAAAUCUCUACUUACAUUAUGUAUCAACGAUGUUUGGUAAAAAUGUUCCAUCGCAAAAUGUAACAGCAAUACCAACAAAUUUUCAAUUUGAUGUUGUGCACGAUGAACUAUGGAAUGACAAUAAAUUAAACGAGGAAAAUGGUGCAGUUGGCAUAUUGCUCGCCUGCAAAGCUCUGAUACAAUUGAUUUCAACUCCAUUUGCUAAAUCACUGAGCAAUUCAUUCGGAUAUCGUUUUACAAUCGUGAUUGGAACUUUUGUUUUGUUUUCAGCAUCGCUGACUUUUGCAAUUGGACAAGGAUACUUUUGGCUACUCGUUGCUCGUGGCAUGCAAGGAUUUGCGUCGGCUUGUAUCAGUGUUUGCGGCAUGAGCAUCAUUGCUCAAAUUUAUCCAGAAGAAAAAAUGCGGUCACAAGUGAUUGGAUUCAUUUUGGGUAGCAUGGCACUGGGGGUAUUGCUUGGAUAUCCUUUCGGUGGCAUUUUGUAUGCAAUCAGUGGAAAAUCAGCACCAUUCUAUAUCAUUGCCGUUUUAGCUUUCAUUAUUUUAGCUCUUCAAUUAGCUUUCAUUAACGUAAAAUGUUGUAAAAGUGAAUCAAUGGUAAAGGACGGCAAUUAUAUGUAUCUUUUGAACGAUCCAAUUAUCUUCAAAAUAUUUGCGGCAAUUUUAAUUUCGACAAUUGCAAUGGCCACUUUAGAGCCAUGUUUGCCAAUUUGGCUAAUGGCAACGUUAAAACCAGAGAAAUGGCAAAUCGGAACGGUGUUCAUUCCAGAUUCAAUUGGUUACUUUGUAAGCACAAAUUUCUUGGCAGUUUUGGCACAUCAAGCCGGUGGUAUGCUAACUGCAACAAUGGCACUAAUGAUCGUCGGACUGUCCUGUCUUAUGAUACCGCAUGCAAGUUCGAUUCCGUCACUUGUUCUACCACAUUUUGCGCUUGGCAUGGGAAUCGGUACGCUUGAUGUGGCAUUAGUCCCACUCUUGGCAUCGAUUGUUGACUCCAAGUACAUGUACAAUGAUGAAAUAGCAUUCAACAGCAGUUUUGGUGGUUCAUACGGUGGAAUAUAUGCCAUACAACAAAUCAGUGUGAGUUUGGCGUAUUUUUUGGGACCAUUAUUAGGCGGAGAGAUUUCACAGUACAUUGGUUUCUCGUGGUUGAUGUCUUUGAUCGGCUUGGCAAAUAUUUUUUAUGCCAUUUAUCUAAUGCAAACGGUAUUGUUUGUAUUGCAACCGGAGGAUUAUGACGAUAAAGAGUCACCAGAAGCGAAUAAAUUCUUCCUCCGUUUGUGGCCCUCGAAUACAACGCUAUCGAGCAAUUUAAGUUAUAAGAGAUUUUAUGACGCUGUGGAUAAGCCUCAGCACUAGAUUCAAACGUGACGCGAAAAAAAAGUGCACUAUACUAGAUGGCAAAAGAAACCAAAUGCUAUAUGCACACGCGGUGUAUCGCAACGCCAAUAAAAUUCUCAUUUCAUGGUUGAUUAAACAGUAAUUUAUUAUCAGUUCAUCUGCACUCACAACGAAUUUUUCUUUUGUACGAUAUAAAAAGUAUGCAUCCCAACACAAAUGGAUUUUCCACAUUUUUUCGUUGAAAUGGUUUAUCAGUUCACGUGAAUUUCAUUCUGAACAGAAAAUAGUGUACA